Messenger RNA from Impatiens glandulifera, 633 nucleotides. Its product is annotated as aspartic proteinase CDR1-like. Lineage: Eukaryota; Viridiplantae; Streptophyta; Magnoliopsida; Ericales; Balsaminaceae. Gene Ontology annotation, cellular component: extracellular region. The record is from RefSeq and is a predicted model, not a curated record. The transcript has 2 exons. Bases 1 to 633 code for a protein of 210 amino acids.
AUGAGUCAUACAGCUUCGGGGAACUGGCCACGGAAACUUUUAAAUUGGGAAACACUUACCUCCCAGAAAUGUCGGCUCCACCGUAGCAUCCCGCGUAAAUUCUCGUACUGCCUAACCGAUGCUUCUAAGGGAAAUGCAAAAAGCAAGAUAGAUAUCGGAGCUAACGCAAUCGUGUCUAGCCGCGAUUCGAUCUCUACACCUUUGGUCUUAAUGAAGCCUCCAGACUUCUAUUACAUCACAUUGAAAGCAAUCAGCAUUCAAAAUAUGAGAUUACCCAUCACUGGAGUAACUAAAAUAUCAUUGAAAGGUAACAAGUUUGGUGCUCCUAAAGGUAAUGCCUUUAUAGACACAGGCACAACACUAACUUAUUUGCAUGAUGAUAUCUACUAUGAAUUGGAAGAAGAACUAAUAAGCAUGAUUCAAGAUAGUCCAAUUCCUUCACAAAGUAGUCUAAAACUUUGCUACAAGAACAGCAAGAACUUUCAAUUUCCGACAAUCAUUUUCCAUUUUUCUAGAGGCGCUAACUUGACUUUGCAGAUGAAAAAUACUAUCGUUCCAUAUAGAGGCCAAUUGUGUCUAGCGAUACUCCCAAUUGAUGAAAAUCUAGUUAUAUUGGGAACAUAUUACAAAUGA